AUGCCUGAACACAGAGACGUCUACAACCCGCUCUUAUUCGAGAUUGCCUGGGAAGUUGCAAACAAAGUGGGCGGCAUCUACACUGUCAUCAAGACAAAAGUACCUGUUACAGUUCGAGAAUUUGGAGAUAGAUAUUGCCUGAUCGGCCCCUUGUCUUACAAGACGGCUCCUAUGGAAGUGGAGGCUCUCGAGCCACCCUCUGGGAUUAUACGGGAAACAUUAGAGGCCAUGUCCGCUCAGGGUGUAAAGUAUCUCUUUGGUCGAUGGCUAGUCGAAGGUGCUCCCUAUGUGCUCUUGUUUGAUACAGGUAGUGUGACCCAUAAGCUGGAUGAAUGGAAAGGAGAUCUCUGGCGAGUGGCAGGCAUCCCUAGUCCUCCAAGCGAUCAAGAGACCAAUGAGGCUAUUCUAUUUGGAUACAUGGUUACCUGGUUCCUUGGCGAAGUAGCAAGCAAGUACAGUGCACAAUCAACCGAAUCUGAACCAAGUCCAGCUAUUAUUGCUCAUUUUCACGAAUGGUUGGCUGGUGUUGCCAUUCCUCUCAUCAAGAAGCGCAAGAUUGACAUCACUACCAUCUUCACAACACAUGCUACUCUUCUGGGUCGUUACUUGUGUGCUGGCUCGGUUGAUUUCUACAACAACCUCCGAGACUUUGAUGUUGAUCACGAGGCCGGUAAGCGUGGUAUCUAUCAUCGUUACUGUAUUGAGCGAGGCGCAGCCCAUUGUUCCGAUGUUUUUACGACUGUCAGUCAUAUCACUGCUUAUGAGAGCGAGCAUUUGCUGAAGCGAAAGCCAGAUGGCGUCUUGCCAAACGGUUUAAACGUAGUAAAAUUCCAAGCUGUCCACGAGUUUCAAAAUAAGCAUGCCCUGAAUAAGGAAAAGAUCAAUGAUUUUGUCAGAGGUCAUUUCUAUGGUCAUUAUGAUUUUGAUCUGGACAACACUGUCUAUCUCUUUACUGCUGGUCGCUACGAGUUCCGUAACAAGGGCGUGGAUAUGUUUGUAGAGGCACUUGGACGUUUGAAUGAUCGUUUGAAAGCAGCCAAAUCAAACACAACUGUUGUGGUGUUCCUCGUCAUGCCUGCUGCAACUCGCUCAUUCAACGUGGAAGCUCUCAAGGGCCAGGCUGUCACCAAGCAGCUUCGUGAAACUGUCAACGAGAUUCAGGAUCGUAUUGGUAAGCGUAUAUUUGAAAGUGCUCUCAAAGGCGAAGAGCUGGAUCCUGCGGAAUUCCUGCAUAGUGAGGAUAGGGUGCUCUUGAAACGUCGAGUAUUUGCGCUGAAGAAUCACAGCCUACCACCUAUUGUCACGCAUAACAUGGUGGAUGAUGGCAUCGACCCUAUCAUCAAUCAAUUGAGACGCCUUCAGCUAUACAACAAAUCGGAUGACCGCGUAAAGACUAUUUUCCACCCUGAAUUCCUAAAUGCUAACAAUCCAUUGCUGGGCCUCGACUAUGAAGAUUUCGUGCGUGGUUGCCACUUGGGUGUCUUUCCAUCUUAUUAUGAGCCUUGGGGAUAUACACCUGCUGAGUGCACAGUGAUGGGUGUGCCGUCUAUUACAACAAACUUAUCUGGUUUUGGGUGCUUUAUGGAUGAAAACAUUGAAAACUGCGAGGACUAUGGUAUUUACAUUGUCGAUCGAAGACUCAAAUCUGUCGAAGAGUCCAUCCAGCAACUGUGCGAGCAAAUGUUUAGAUUCUGCCAAAAGACAAGACGUCAGCGUAUCAAUCAACGUAAUCGUACCGAGAGAUUAUCAGAUCUGCUAGACUGGAAGCGCAUGGGUUUAGAAUACAUUAAAGCACGUCAAUUGGCAUUGCGCCGCGUGUACCCAGAGUCAUUUGUUGACGAUGAUGAUCAAUUAGACCUAGACGCUGUCGUCAAGAAGAUCCCAAAGCCAUUGUCUGCUCCUGCAAGCCCUCGCAUUAGAAACUUGGUAAAUGGCUACUUUAACGGUGACGUCGAGGAAGAGGAAGAGGAAGAAGAACAUCAAAUUCUCAUACCACGAAAGGAGUUUCCCGCCUUGCGCAAAAAGGGAGAUGGGGCCUCAAGAGAGGAAGAGUUACUAAGAGAGGGCGAUAUCAUGACAUUGAACAAGAUGUCUCUUGAGGAGAAGAAACAAAGACAUCAUUAA
Messenger RNA from Mucor velutinosus, 2124 nucleotides. Its product is annotated as HTH APSES-type domain-containing protein. The transcript has 6 exons. The record is from RefSeq and is a predicted model, not a curated record. Bases 1 to 2124 code for a protein of 707 amino acids. Lineage: Eukaryota; Fungi; Mucoromycota; Mucoromycetes; Mucorales; Mucoraceae. Gene Ontology annotation, biological process: glycogen biosynthetic process. Gene Ontology annotation, cellular component: cytoplasm. Gene Ontology annotation, molecular function: alpha-1,4-glucan glucosyltransferase (UDP-glucose donor) activity.